Messenger RNA from Abrus precatorius (Indian licorice), 1275 nucleotides. RefSeq names its product serine/threonine-protein phosphatase 7 long form homolog. Lineage: Eukaryota; Viridiplantae; Streptophyta; Magnoliopsida; Fabales; Fabaceae. Gene Ontology annotation, biological process: meristem maintenance; meristem development. The transcript is spliced from 7 exons. The coding region runs from base 1 to 1275 and encodes 424 amino acids. The record is from RefSeq and is a predicted model, not a curated record.
AUGGCUGGCUUUGGUAGAGUUACUCACCUUGCUAACUUUCCAUUUGAUAGAAAUUUGAUCACUGCAUUGGUUGAAAGAUGGAGGCCUAAGACUCAUACAUUUCGCAUGCCACUAGGAGAGUGCACAAUAACGCUUGAGGAUACAACCAUCCAGACAGGUCUUCGGGUUCAUGGGCUUCCAGUAUUUACAGCUAUCGGAUGUAAUUGGUCGCAAAUAGUUGAGGACAGUCUAGGUAUUAUACCACCACUGGAAGCUUUUGUGGGGAGUAGCUUGAAGCUUAAUUACUCUAGCAGCAGGGUGACAGUUCGUUACUUGCCAUUGCUUCAGGAUUUUGCCAUCACAAGGCAGUAUAGCUGGGGAGAAGCAGCUAUCAGUUUUUUGUACAGAGAGUUAUGCAUGGCAACAAACAUUGAUAGACUUGCCAUUGGAGGUUUGACUCCAUUGCUGAUUAUGUGGGCGUGGGAUAGGUUCCCAUGUUUGGCUCCCCCUUAUCCUCCACAUUUACAACAUGACCUUCCUUAUGGUGCCAGGUGGUUAGUAAAUGGGGUGCCUAGAAGAGGGAAGAAAGAUGUUGCAUUUUAUAGAUAUAAACUUGACCGUCUUAUGCGUGAUGAUAUCGUAUGGCAGCCUUAUAGUCAACAGUUACUUUCUACAUUGCCUCCAACUUGCUUAGAAGGGAUGAUUAUUUGGAGGUCAGUAGUGCCCCUUAUUUGCAUACAGAUUUGUGAGUGGCACCAACCAGAUUGUGUAAUGCGUCAGUUUGGGAUGGUCCAAUACAUUCCUCGAGAUCCUUAUCAACCUGAUGCAUUACAUGACAUCACACUCAGAGGUAAGACUGGAGAGAAUUGGAAUGAUAAGUUCAGAGUACAUGCGAUGGGAGAUACACAUGAGAGGACAUACUACUUGGCUACUGAUAACCAACAAUCAUUUACUUUUGAUGAGCUGCGAUCAUUAGUUGAGACUAUGUUGUCUUUACAGAGUGAACAGGCUCGGAUCUUAGAACCGUCACAAGGAGUUGACCCAUCUGUCCAAAGUGGACACUCUGAGGAGCCACAUGUUGAUCUUGGACAGCCUGAGCCUUUGCCAUGUACUGCAGAAGACUAUGUUCCCGACUUUCAUCAUUUUAUGACCUCGCCUUCGUAUGAUCUGUUACUAUUCACACCCUCCGCUCCAGGUCCAGUUACUGGGUCACUAGGAGAGCCUUCUACACUAUCCUUAGGGGAUCAAGGCAUUGAUCUAAAUGCCCAAUUUAGAGCAGUUAGAGAUCCUACCUAG